UGUUGGCUUAGUAGGGGCCGCGCGCAUGCGUGGUGCUUCCUUCCUGCGCGCGCCCUUCCUUCCUAUCCCGCUCUCCCUCCCCGCGCGUGCGCAUAUGUGUGUGUGUUUGUGUGUGUGCCGAGCGGCACGCGGGAGGGGGCGGAGCCUCCGCUGCCGUUGCUAGCCUUCCUUAUGAGCGCGCGGCGCGGCCGUUGAGGAGCCAGACCUCGUCCUGUCAGCGGCUCCAAGGAGGAAAGACCCAGAGAGGCCGGGCUAUGACCUGCCUCCCGGGCUACCCUUGCGCCGCCGUCCGCGCUUUGCUCAAGACUUCGCGGCGGCACCACCACCAUCAUCACCAGCAGCAACAGCCGCCUCUUUCUCCGCCCUUCCUUCAGCGGCGCUUCCUCCGCUUGGGCAAGGCGUCCGCGCUGGCGGGGCCAGGCUCUCCCCCUUCCGCGCACAGGGCCCUGGAAGGCGGCUUCCGUCCGGCCCGGGUGGCCGUGGUGGCCAAGACCACGCGCUACGAGUUCGAGCAGCAGCGGUACCGUUACGCCGGCCUCUCCGAGGAGGACCUCAAGCAGCUGCUUGCGUUGAAGGGCUCUAAUUAUAGUGGACUACUAGAACGGCAUCGGAUUCAUACAAAAAAUGUGGAGCAUGUUGUAGAUAGUUUAAGGAAUGAAAAGAUUGAGGUCCGACUUGUGAAACGCAAAGAAUAUGAUGAAGACACUGUUCGGUGGGCAGAUGCUAUUGUAGCAGCAGGAGGUGAUGGCACAAUGCUUCUGGCAGCCAGUAAGGUGUUUGACCAAUUAAAACCCGUUAUUGGAAUAAACACAGACCCUGAUAGAUCUGAAGGCCACCUGUGUUUACCUGUACGAUAUACACACUCAUUUCCAGAUGCCCUACAAAAGCUCUAUCGUGGUGAAUUCAGAUGGCAGUGGAGGCAGCGGAUUCGGCUGUACCUUGAAGGAACUGGUAUUAACCCUGCCCCUGUUGACUUGCAUGAACAACAGUUGAGUCAAGAACAGCAUAGUAGCGCCCAUGUUAAUGGAAGAUUCCAGGAUCAAAAGUCUCAGAUUUCUGAGCCACACCUCUUGCCUGUGAGAGCUUUAAAUGAAGUCUUCAUUGGAGAGUCUCUCUCAUCCAGGGUGAACUAUAAGUCCUGCAAACCCAGUUUUAAAUUCUCCCUUCGUAGGGCCUCUUACUAUGAAAUAUCAGUUGAUGAUGGUCCAUGGGAGAAACAAAAAAGCUCAGGUCUCAAUAUAUGCACUGGAACUGGAUCAAAAGCAUGGUCUUUUAAUAUCAACAAAGUAGCAAAUCAGGCUGUGGAAGAAAUCCUUAAGAUUGCCAAAGGUUAUGACAGCUUAAAUCUUCCAUUGAGCAAAGAACUAAUCCAAAAAGUAACAGAUGGAUAUAAUGAAUCUCUGCUAUAUAGUCCAGAGGAACCGAAGAUGCUUUUCAGCGUACGAGAACCUAUUUCAAAUCGUGUUUUUUCAAGUAGUCGGCAACGGGGUUUUGCUUCAAAAGUUUGCAUCCGCUCUCGAUGUUGGGAUGCCUGUAUGGUGGUAGAUGGAGGAACUUCAUUUGAAUUUAAUGAUGGAGCAAUAGCAUCAAUAUUGAUCAAUACAGAAGAUGCACUGCGUACUGUUUUGCUAGAAGAAUGAAGAAACUUUUGGAAACACUCAGAACUCAAAUCACAAAAAAAGGGAUAUGCUACACCAUUUCAGAUGCAUACUGACAAGCAUUUGGGAAACACAUAUUGAAAUGGGUUUUCAUUUCUUUUGGCUGAGAAUUUCUUGGUAAACCAGUGUUUGUCCUUUACUUCAUAACAAAAGAUAGGUUGGAGAUUUACAUCUCAUGCCAACACGCCCCUGACAGUAAAAUCUUAAAGUAGUAGGUUGCUUCUAAAACUAAAGCAGGGAUUAUGGAUAUUAAAGUCAGUUCUAUGGAUCUGUCUUAAAACCAAGUGAACAAAACACCUUGAUUUUUUGCAACAUAUUUCCAUCAGUUUCCAAAAGCAAAUGUCAAAAGGUAAUUAUUUUAAGGUUAGGUCUGUGUUUAAGUUACUGCCUAAGAAUUUGAUGUAUUCCUUUUGUAUACGUGAAGAAUUUUGCUUCUCUGUCAUAAUAUUUGAAAUUGAUAUCAUCCUAAUUUUCUAGUCUAGUUUUCAUAGAUCAUCAGGAUUAUCUAGUGUCUAAACCCCCUUUGAGUAAUGCAGUGCCUGUUUCUUUGGCAACUCAAGGGUAUCACCCGUUCUUCAUUAUCUUCUUACAGUGUGGGUUUAUAUAUGUAUAUUGGACUAAACUCGCUUCUAAAAAAGAUUUUUCAGUAAAUUCCCUCUAUAUUUUUUUCUUAGAAAAUUUGUAUAGUAAAUAUUUAUGCAAGAUGUUGCAUACUUAAUUAUUAGGAAUUCCAUUUCUUUAAUUAGGCCUUAAUCCAGAUCAGAAGGAGAAGGAAUGUCUCCCUACUGUGCUGAAGGCCUGCAAUCAGGAUACAAACUGGUGCUGUUGAUUCACCCCUUCAGAGCAUUACAAAUGAUGCAGUUGAGUAUUAGGUCAAAUUACACUGCCACAUAAGUUUGAAUUGUGCUCGGUAGCAGACUGGCAGCCAGUGGAGCUGGCAUAGCAAGAGAGUUGUGUGCAAUUACACCCCUCACCCUAAAAGGGAAAAACAAGGCAAGUCUGAUUGUAAUUGGAGAAAGUGCACAAUACUAUGGAUCAUUCCAUGCCAAGUGGUCUAAAAUUUCAAAACGUUCCCACCAUCAUGUUCUCUAUUGUUUUUUUCCAAAUUUUAGCUGUAGGGCCAGUCAGGUGUUAAACUAAGUUUCCAAAAAUGUGAGGUCUCUUAACUGCAAUAGUUGCUGAUCCCCUUAUAGCGUGUGCACGACAUUUAACAAAAUGCCAUUUUGGGGGGUCUAAUAAAAUUGAAACUAAAUGUAUAAGAAUUGCUAGUAAAUUGAAAUACUUGAAAAAAAUUGAAAAAAUUAAUUUCAUCAGAAUUAGCAGAAAAAACUGUACAGGAUUUCAGUUUACUAGCCAUUUUUAUACAGUUAGUUUCAAUUUUAUAGACCUCAAAAAUGGCAUUUUGUUAAAUGUCAUGAGCACACUGACUAUCCUUCAGAUAAGCAGGUCUACAUCAGCAACUACUGCAGGUAGAGACCUCAAAUUUUGGGAAACUUAGUUUAACACCUGACUGGCGCUACAGCUAAAAUUUGACAAAAUUGGAGACAUUAUAGUGGGAAGGUUUAGACUACUUUGCAUGGAAUGACCCAUAUUCCUUUUAAACAUUCACGUGUGACUGACAGUUUGUGUUGUUUUAAAGGUAUCUAAAAGAAGCAUAUCUAUACUUUCAAAGAAGGGAAAUAUUCAAGCAUCUUAAAUGCACUCAUUUGUCAAUGAAACCGGUUUAGAAUGUCUUUUUUAAUGAGCAAAGAUGAAUAAACACCACAUUGAUAUGGUAUCAGAAUUCACAAUUGGAUAGAACAAACCUUAACACUAUAACCAUGGCAACAAUUGUUAAUUUAAACUAUCAUUUCUUUAUUUAAAUCAACUAUAUUGCUAUCUUAGCAAAUAUGGUACUCACUAAAAUAUUGGUUGACACUAUUUAAGCACAGAUACAAUGUGAACUGGUGGUGAGUAAUGUCAAAUGUAUUUACUGUUCACAUUUAAAAUAGGGGGAACUAAUCUCUAAGUCAAAACAUAUUGUUUCCCCUUAAUUAACAUUAAAUAGGCAUACAUCUUCAACACUAAACAAUCCAGGCUUUUGGUAGCCUGGACAAUAGUGAUGUUGAUCUCUAGCCCUUAAACCAUACUGUGAAGAACCUGACUCAUUUUGUAAUACACCCACUAAAUUUGUGUGCUGCAAAAUGAUAAUCUGCUGCUAACCAUAGGUAUUUGCCUGCAUAGUGGGUAUACAUAUGUGGGACUAACGUGCUCAUAAUGUUGAGAGCAAGGAAGAAAAAUGCAGAGUAUAAAUGGGUCCUGUAAUCAUUAUUUCAAAAUGAUGAAAGCUGUGAAAUCAACUGGAUGGGAUUGAAACUUGUUUUUUCAGUUUAAUAUAAAGUUUAGAUUGCUAAUUGAGGAGUAUGAUCAUUUGCGCAUGUUUGAGAAACUUCCAUUAAUUCCACAAUCCCUUCUCCUACAUAUACACACUUCAUGUGUACACAAGGGUAAAAUGCAGUGCCCCAAUUGGACUGUAUCCACAAUGAAAGUGAAUCAUGCCCUGAAAAAAGGAUACUCAAUGUGUAUUUUACAGUGCCAAAACCAUGAUUUAACAUUGUAUGUAAAGAUUCGUACAACUGCCUACCUUGAGUUAAGAACAAAGAACAAACUUCAUAAAGUCACUCGGGGAAAAGUGAUGGUUUUAGAGCAAAGCCUUAAACGUCCAAAUGAAAAAUGUUCUUUGAAGUGAUCUGUGAAAUACAAAUGUGCCCAGGAUUUCUUAAUCCAUGCACUUUUAACCAUGAUGUUUCUGGGAAGUUCCUUUCCUAUGCAUUAGGAAUUGGGGUCUGGCAUGGAGUAAGGAAAGCUUGAUAGCAGUUGUAAUUUGUGCUGGCUCUUGCUUCAGUAAGGUAUCAGAUUUGAACUGGUACUAGCCAUAUUUGAAUUUGGUUCAGUUGAUUUUAAAACAAAAGCAGAAGAGUGCAUUCUAAAUUAACUGAAUUUCUUAAUUUCUCAUUUGUUCUCUCCCACCCCAACUUGUUUAUUCAUAGUGACGGUAGUUUAGUAAAAUAGCAUUGGAGGGUAAGUUAAAUGUUCCUCAGUCGGGUUGCAUUUAGUGUAUUUAAAAUCAAGGCUUCAAAACAAAAAGUUGUUCACUUGUAAAUUUCUUAGUCUAUUAUUGAUUUUGACCUGAUUUAAAAUUAUUUGUUGAAAAAAGACAAUCUCUAGAAAAAAAUGUAAGCUUUUUGUAAAUAAUUAUCUAAAUUGCUUUGUGUUGAAGUCAACAAGGCAAUUUAUAUGAUAGACUAGAAUAUGUGGAAUUUGUGCAAAUGCCAAAAUGUAAUAAAACUACCCUUCUCCCAAUGUUGUCUAAUUCCAGCAUGUCAUGUAUUUUUAAUUAAUUUGAUUGAAAAAUAGCAUCGGGAUUGGUUUUACUAAGAAAUAAUGUAUGUGGUUGGUAACUAAAUGUAAUAAAUGUGAAUUUGUGUUUUGGAA
Anolis carolinensis (green anole) is the source of this 5132-nucleotide messenger RNA. RefSeq names its product NAD kinase 2, mitochondrial (gene nadk2). Gene Ontology annotation, biological process: NAD+ metabolic process; NADP+ biosynthetic process. The record is from RefSeq and is a predicted model, not a curated record. The transcript is spliced from 12 exons. Gene Ontology annotation, molecular function: NAD+ kinase activity. Lineage: Eukaryota; Metazoa; Chordata; Lepidosauria; Squamata; Anolidae. Bases 255 to 1640 code for a protein of 461 amino acids. Gene Ontology annotation, cellular component: mitochondrion.